Molecule: messenger RNA, 1089 nt
Organism: Salpingoeca rosetta
Lineage: Eukaryota; Choanoflagellata; Craspedida; Salpingoecidae
Exons: 7
Coding region: 1-1089 (362 amino acids)
Cellular component (GO): nucleoplasm
Source: RefSeq, a predicted model, not a curated record
AUGACGCGACCGGAGACAGAAGUUGUUCGGGAGGUGCAGGACGCCACGCAACAGACACCGCGCACAAAGGGGUUUGAUGAGCAGUCGCUGGAUGAAGUUGACGAAGCAAUGGAGUCCAUCCGCUUCCAAGUCGCCAAACACAAGCUGCAGCCGAAGGACUACUUGAAGGAUUUUGACCGGCACAACAAAGGCAAAGUAACGGAGCAGCAGUUUGCACAGGCGCUGGAUAUGGCCCGCAUCGUCCUCACCCCGCGACAGGUGCGGCUGCUGCAGCUGUACUUUGGACACGACGGGCUCGUCUCGUAUCGCCUCUUCCUCAACGACCUUGCCCCAGCAGCUGCGCUCGCAAACCUCACACAGAACACUCUCCGCGGUGUCAAGGAGGUUGAGACGCGGCGGAAUCAGUUCCGGGACAAAGACGACGGCGCGGACCUGGAGGAGACAAUGGAGAAAAUCAAGCUCGCGGUUGCCCAGCGCCGUAUCCGCAUCAUCGAACACAUGCGCGGGUUUGACAAGUUGCGUAAGGGCCGCGUCACCGUGCGCGCGUUCCGCUCUGCGCUGUCCAUGUGCGGGCUGGAGCUGACGCUGCCGGAGUACCGGGCACUUGAGAGCGAGUACGCGGUACCCGAGGUGCCGGAGCACGUGAACUACGUCAAGUUCUGCCGGGAGGUGGACGCCGUGUUUGGCGCCACAGACCUGCACCGGGAGCCGACGCUGGAGAGCCAGCAGUUCAUCCCGCCAAUGGACAUUGAGGUGGAGGCGAACACACGCAAGAUGGCGGGGGAGGAGAAGAACGUGGCGGAGGAGGUGCUGAUGCACGUGGCGCGGAUUGUGGACGAGAGGGGUGUGGCCAUGAACGACGACUUCAAGGACUACGACCGCGUCAACAGGGGAUCAGUGACACGGUCCCAGUUCCAGCGAGUGUUGUCUGACCUACGCCUGACGGACGGCGUGAAGCAGUCGAGCGUGGAUGCGCUCAUGAACAUGUUCCGGGUCCGCGUUGGUGGACAGGAGAACGUGCACUACCGCCGGUUCCUGACCCAGGUCGACGCCAUCUGCGAAGACCUGCACCGCGCACCGGCCCAAUGA